AUGCAAAAUCAACACGUACUUAUAUUAUUGGAAAUUGUAUACUAUUUAAGUCGCUUGGAAAAAAGACAUAAUGAGGAAGGAAUAAGUAUCAACAUCAUCAUUAUCCUCCUGGAAGGAGAGGGUAAAGUCAUAGCCCGCGACGUGGGUCCAUUUGUCCCGGGCUGGGGACUUCACACGCUGUCCAAGAGAUGUGAAUCUUCUUCAUGUCAUAAGGAGCGCAAUAAAAAGGGUUGGAACACAGUAGUGACCAUAGUCCUCGUGGAAGCCAAAGACCUACCGGAUCCAAUGGCUGACAACUCUCAACACACUCUGUAUUGUAAGAUAAGGUUAGGUGCAGAAACGCAUGGAUCGAAAUCGGUUAAAAAUUCAAAAAGCCCGCAAUGGCGAGAGAGAUUCGAGCUACAUUUGCACACAGACCAUUUGCUACGGAUUUCUCUUUGGGACAAGGGGAAACAUAAAAAUUUCAUGGGCAGUUGUGUAAUAAACCUAAUGAACUUGGAAAAAGAACGAUCACACGAAAUUUGGAAAGAACUGGACGAUGGUUUUGGUUCCAUACACUUGAAUGUGACUAUGUGUACUAUCAAACAAAAUAUGGCGAUUUCCACCCAUACACCUAACUUUGAGACCAACUUCGAAGUCAUGAAAGAGAGAUUCAAACUUUUAAACUUACGCUCAGAUUGGAACAUAGUAGGGCAGCUACACGUAAAGGUAAUAGGUGCAAAAGGGUUUUCUGGAAACCCCAAGGCCUACUGUAUACUGGAACUAGACAAUGAAAGAGUAAAGACGCCCAGUGUUAAAGCAACUGCAAAUGCUGUUUGGAAUAAGGACUACGUUUUCAAUGUAUAUGACGUCACGGGCACACUAGAUAUAAUAGUAGGCGACAAUUCAACGCCAAAAUACCUGGGAAAGGUGUUAAUACCCUUACUACGAAUUGUUAAUGGACAACCUCGAUGGUACGCGUUGAAGAACAAGAGUUGCCGAGAGAACGCUAAAGGAAAUUGCCCUAGAAUCUUAAUAGAAAUGUCUUUGUUUUAUAACCCGGUAAAAGCAUCAUUAAAAGUGUUUGAGCCGAAACAGACGAGGUACAUAAAGCCUCAACCAAAGUUCGAUUUGACUCUACUUUACAAUAAUAUAGUUCAUGUAAAGGACACCAUGCUCUUGCUCGUGGAAAUUAAUGAAGGUAUCAAACAAUUUCUAGAAUGGGAAAACAAAGAGCUAUCGACCCUGGUACUUAUUGGUUGGCUAUUAUUUUGGUACAAUUUUAAGGCAUGGCUAGCUCCACUUCUUUUAUUAGCGCCUUUCCUCUACUUUUGGGCAAAUAAAGAAAAACAACAGGUACGAACAUUUAGGCGAGGAUACGAUCACAUCAUAGAUGAAUCUGACCCUAAUGCAAAGGUUAAGCAAACUAUCACAAAUAAAAUAAGCAAUCUUCCGGAAACGACCCUCAUUGUCACAGAUGGUGUCGAUUAUAUAUGUUCCAUGGUAGAAAGAAUUUACAACCUCAUGACAUUCAAAGUGCCGUUUAUGAGCUACUUGAUGAUGACCCUUUUGUUAUUGUGUUCAAUGCUUCUGUAUUUCGUACCUGUUAAUUAUCUUAUGAUGGUUCUAGGUACUUAUAAGUAUUCUCGGAAAUAUUUGAAUCCCGAGAGGCAGUUAAACAACGCCUUAUUGGAUUUCAUGUCGCGCGUGCCCGACAGUGAAAUAUGGAUCGACUGGAAAGAACUGAAUGUACCAGAACCUCAAAGUAACAAUUUGAGAACUUCACUGCAUAGAAGUGUAAGCUACGAGCAUUUAUAGAUCAAUUAUGUUAUGGAAAUACAUGUAAAUAAAUUAAAUAAAUAUGAACUCGUUUAUAAAAAAUAUAAAUAAACGCUUUUCUUGCAAACGGUGCAGCUGUUAUAUGCGAA
Molecule: messenger RNA, 1907 nt
Organism: Hyposmocoma kahamanoa
Lineage: Eukaryota; Metazoa; Arthropoda; Insecta; Lepidoptera; Cosmopterigidae
Product: multiple C2 and transmembrane domain-containing protein-like
Exons: 13
Coding region: 1-1797 (598 amino acids)
Molecular function (GO): calcium ion binding
Source: RefSeq, a predicted model, not a curated record